Aspergillus chevalieri is the source of this 1269-nucleotide messenger RNA. RefSeq lists its product as uncharacterized. Bases 1 to 1269 code for a protein of 422 amino acids. The record is from RefSeq and is a predicted model, not a curated record. NCBI's taxonomy places the organism in Eukaryota, Fungi, Ascomycota, Eurotiomycetes, Eurotiales, Aspergillaceae. The transcript has a single exon.
AUGUUUACACAAAAAUUACCGAAUUCGAAAGAGACAGAUCAUCUGAAGAGUGCGCAAGAAGAUGCCUUCGCCAAGGUAAAUGCACUUCUUUUCAAUGAUAUAAGCGCGAAAUUUAAGGCGUAUCCAUCAAUGGAUAUGACCGCUCUACUAGAACAAAAACGCAAAACAUACUCUGCUUUACGGAAAGCAUUCGGUGAUGAAGCUGUGCAAUCAGCAAUCUCUGCAUCAGAUGCUUCACACACUGAACCGACGGUGGAAUCUCCCGAUGUAAGGGAUUGUUUCCAAAUCCCAGCAGAUGUGAAGGUUGUUCAACCGUUAAAAAAGACUGUGCUCCAAGCAGUACAGACAGGUUCAUUUUCUGGUCAAACCGAUCCAGAUUCAUCCGCCAUUAUUGGGGGACUCAACAGGCUACUAGCUUCCUGUGAGAUCGUCUGGCACCUAGGAUCAACCGCGGUGUUGGGCCUCAACUCAGAACUCAUUGUGAAAGUUGGGUAUGACAUCGAUAUCAAUCACAUACACACUCUGGAUUAUAUUAAGCAGCAGGCGCCGGAUACUCCAAUCCCGGAGAUCCAUGGCAUUCUCCAACAAUCAGACAGCAAGCGCAUCUUCCUGUUCAUGUCGCAACUCCCUGGCGAGCCUUUGGACAGCAAAUGGAGACUCUUGAACACAGACCAGAAAACCUCAAUAAAAGUGCAGCUGGGAGCUAUUGUCAAGAACUUCAGGUCCAUUCCCGCUCCACCAGCUGAAGAGGCCAAUGCAGUGCUUGGUGGCGGCAACCCUCGUCGGUGUAAAGACACGCGAAGACAAGUUCGCAUUGCAACAGGACCUAUAAGUAAUGAAAUCGAAUUCAAUCAAUUCCUUGUUUCAAAUUCAACACGGUCCGAGUGUGAUGGAAUAGCCAUGAUAAAAUCUUACCUUGACACCAACCAUAAGAUUGUGAUGACCCAUGGUGAUCUCCAUCCUCGAAACAUCAUGGUAACCAUCAAUCCGCGAUCCUCCGACCGAGAUGGAGGUGAGGUGUCCUUUCAAAAAGCACUCGACACAACAACUGGGACGAGCGAUCUAUCAAAUUCUCAAGUGACAGUCACAGGUAUUCUUGACUGGGAAAUGUGCGGCUGGUAUCCGGAGUACUGGGAGUAUGUGAAAGCGCUGAACACCAUCACUAUUGGAGGUGAUUUCGGUGAUUGGUGGAGUUACUUGCCGGAUAACAUUGGUGUAUGGCCUAAGGAACAUGCAGUUGAUGUAAUGCUCAGCAGAUGGCAUGGUUGA